UGCAUGUUCCUUUAACAACCAUGAAGAUCAACUCUACUGAAAGAUUCCUGCUGAACUUCAAGAUGGCAGCACUGUGGUUGGUGAUGCUGAUGCUUGUGGCAGCAAGCUAUGGACACCACGACAAGCCUUUUAGAGGAGACAAAGUGAUCCGAGUCACUCCAAAAGAUGAAUCACAGCUUACUGCUGUACAACAACUGGAAGACCAUCCAACAAUCAAAGUCAGUUUCUGGAAAGAAGCCAUGAGACCAGGAAUGUUUGCUGACAUUCAUGUUCCCGCCAAGUACUAUGGCAGACUCGCCAAGUACCUUAACAACAACGGCGUCGAGUUUGUCAUCCAAAUGUUUGAUGUCCAACAUGAAGUCGAUAUGGAGGAGAUCAACCUUGGUAGAUCUGGAGGAUUCUUUUCUAGAUACCAAAGGCUCAACGAGAUCGUAGAUGAAAUGAGAAGAUUGGCAAGUCAGCCAUCGCAAGCCCAAGUGAACAUGAGAAGCGUUGGCAAUUCAUAUGAAAAUCGUCCACAGUAUUAUUUGGAGAUCAAAGGGAGAUCUUCAUAUCAGAAGCCAGUGUUCUUCAUGAAUUGUGGCAUCCAUUCCAGGGAGUGGAUCACUCCAGCGUCUUGUAUGUACAUCAUAAGUCAGUUCGUGAACAAGUAUGGAAAGGACAACAGUGUAACACAAGUGCUGGAUAAAAUGGACUUUAUCAUCAUGCCUGUUCUGAAUGUCGACGGCUAUGAGUACACAUGGAAAGGGAGCUCAAGACAGUAUCGAUUUUGGCGAAAGACAAGAAAGCCCAGUGGUAAUGCUGGUGGUGGUUGGUGGCAGCCCUCGCGACGAUGUAUGGGAACAGACCCCAACAGAAACUGGGGCCACAAGUGGGGACUUCCUGGGGCUAGCAGCAACCCAUGCAGUGACACUUACAGAGGCUCAAGUGCAUUCUCUGAAAUUGAGACAAGGAAUGUUGCAGACUUCAUGAAACGUUUGGGUCAACGACUGAAGGGAUACAUGGACAUCCAUGCUUACAGUCAGUUGUGGAUGAUUCCAUGGGGCUACACGAAGACACCAACCAAAGACCAUCGAGAAUUGAUGAGAGUUUCGAAGGCUGGCGUCGAUGCUAUCCGUAAUAGUGGAUACGGUACACAAUAUCGCUAUGGCUCGUCAUCGGUUAUCAUUUACGCAAAUUCAGGUGGAAGUAAAGACUACACUUAUGGUGAACUUGGUGUCAAGUACUCCUUCGCCCUCGAGUUGCGGGACACGGGACGUUACGGAUUCCUUCUUCCACCACAACAAAUCAUUCCUACUUGCAUUGAAACCUUUAACGGAAUAAUCGCAAUGGCACAAGAAAUGCGGAUUUAGUCAAUAGCGAGAAUCAAAUAAAGUUGACUUGAAAAAACAACUUUCUCGAAG
This is a messenger RNA of Exaiptasia diaphana, 1403 nucleotides long. RefSeq names its product carboxypeptidase B. Gene Ontology annotation, biological process: proteolysis. Gene Ontology annotation, molecular function: metallocarboxypeptidase activity; zinc ion binding. The record is from RefSeq and is a predicted model, not a curated record. The transcript is spliced from 10 exons. The coding region runs from base 21 to 1352 and encodes 443 amino acids. NCBI's taxonomy places the organism in Eukaryota, Metazoa, Cnidaria, Anthozoa, Actiniaria, Aiptasiidae.